Molecule: messenger RNA, 538 nt
Organism: Rubroshorea leprosula
Lineage: Eukaryota; Viridiplantae; Streptophyta; Magnoliopsida; Malvales; Dipterocarpaceae
Source: the annotation of a GenBank genome assembly
AAUGUCUCUAAGUAUGAAGUGGUAAGUGAUUAGGUCUAAAUCCUUCAAAAGAAGGAUCAGCAGUCUGGGGUGGUGCAGAAGAAGGAUAAUUAGUCUGGGAUUGUGUAGCAUUCAUAGAAUAUUGCUAGCUAAGUAAGCGCAUGUGCUCUUGGAAUCUCCUCUCAAAGUUGGCCUCCAUCUCUGAUACUCUUUGUGAUACCUUUGUAUGAAUAUGUGCGGCCACCUCUAUCUGAACUCGCUCAGCCAUUUCUUCCCGAACUUGAGUAAGCUCAGACUGCAACUACUGAACCUGUGUCGUAAGAAUCCUGGUGGUAGAAAAGGAGGCGUCACUCAUGUCAUACCGUCGCCAAGGGAUGCCAUGCUCUGCUAAAUCAUGUAAUGUAGACAUCCCUCUCAUCUGACCCUUUUUAGGAGGUCCAACCACCUCCUUCUAGAUAAGUGAAUCCCAUUUUGGCCAUGAAUCCUUGUUUGGCCUAUGCUUCUCCACAUAUUUUUGGUGAGCAUCAUGCUGUUUCAAAAAUAAAAUUUUCAUUAGUUA